Thamnophis sirtalis is the source of this 2217-nucleotide messenger RNA. The record is from RefSeq and is a predicted model, not a curated record. NCBI's taxonomy places the organism in Eukaryota, Metazoa, Chordata, Lepidosauria, Squamata, Natricidae.
AUGCAGAGGCCGCUACACAAGCGGAAAGGAGGCCAAGUGCGCUUCUCCAACGACCAAACCAUCGAGCUGGAGAAGAAGUUCGAGACCCAGAAAUACCUCUCCCCGCCCGAAAGGAAGCGCCUGGCCAAAGUGCUGCAGCUCAGCGAGAGGCAGGAAAUUAGGCCAUUUGAUAUUCAAAGAUGGAUAAUCCUGAUAUUUGGGAGAAUAGUUAUGGGAACCAAACCAAUGCAACUGGAAGGCAUCACAGUCUUGCUGGGGAGCCUGAAGUACUCCGGGGACGAUUACCGGCUGCUGGGCGUGGAUCUCUCCCGACUGGCCCAGCUGGAGGGGGCCCUGCGUGGCGCUGGCCUGGACCCCGCGGCGCCCACCCUGAUCCUGGCGGAGAUGGUCCUGCCCUACAUGGAGGUCGAGAGGUCAGAUGCUCUGAUUCAGUGGGCAGCUGGGCACUUUCUGAAGGCCUGGUUCAUUUUGUACGAGCAGAUUCACCCCAGCGACCCUUUUGGCCGUAUCAUGCAAAACCACUUCAGCCGCCUACAGUCUCCGCUCCGCUCUCUGACCUCCUACCCAGACUGCAAGGCUCAACAGAUGCGCUUUCUGCAGAGGGGCUGGACGGAAUGCCACAUCAUGGACAUGAACGAGUUCUACAGGAGCUUUGUGCCUGGAGAAGAGCAGAAGAGGAUUCAAGCUCUGGAGCCCUUUGACGAAUUUGAGGAAUGGCACCUGAAGUGCUCCCAUUAUUUCAUCCUGGCCGCAUCUAAGGGAGAGGACUCCUCUGCACCUCCCGUCUUUCCCAGGGUGGAAGACGGGCGGCUUUUCCACACCGUGAACGUUCUGCGCUCAGGCUGGGCUGUCGUCCUUGGGGGCCGCAAAUCCCCAGUGAGCCUUGCUCUGCCCCCCCUUCGCUUAAAGGGGCUGGCAGAUGCCGAUCCUUUCAGCCCCAGCAACCCUGUCCUUGAGCUCACUCCGCUGCCACCUGUCGAGGGCCUCUCCGUGCCCCGCUGGAGACACACCGCCACAGAAGUCACGCAUGAAGGACAGGCUUACCUCUUCAUCUACGGAGGCUGCAGUUCUGGGCAGUUGGUACUCACCGAUUGGCACUUCCUGCAUUUGGAGGGGCUCCGCUGUCAGCAGAUUCCAGUGGAGGGUCCUGUUCCGGCCGGCCGUCACUCGCACAGUGCCUGCAGCUGGGCAGGAGGGGUGCUCAUCGCCGGCGGCCUGGCAUCCUCUGAGCAGCUGCUGGGCAGCCUCUUGCUUCUGAAGCCAGCCGGGAGAGGCUUCCGGUGGCAUUCUCUGGAGACCUGCCCCCCGCUCACACCCAGGUAUUCACACACGGCUCAUGUGCACCGCGGGAAGCUGUUGCUCGUGGGUGGGGUCUGGCUCAACCCUCCUUCGGUGCCUGGCGUUGCCGUGAUAGACCUGGCGACAAGGGCUUUAGCGGAGUACCACAUUGACACGACAUUUCUGGAGUGGCCCCUGAUGUUACACAACCACAGCAGUGUCAUCAUACCCGACACGGAGGAGAUGAUUCUUACUGGAGGGGGCGGAAACUGCUUCUCCUUUGGGACUCAUCUGAACUGGUCGCCUAUCCGCCUGGAUCUGAGCAGCAUCUGAAGGGAUGGGCUUUGACAUAUUGCAGCCCAAGAGGACAGAAGGGCCGAAGCAGACUGGGUGAUGCAGUGGACUGGACUCCUUGCACUCAAGAACAUUCCCCCCCAUCCCCACCCCCGGUCAUUGGACACGGGCAGCCUGUGGCAAGAGAGCUGUGCUCCUGCUCUGCAGAGCAGAUGUUCCACUGGUGGCCCCCGGCCUCAGGGGGAAGGAGCCCAGGUGUAGGAGGCCACCUGCCCUAAAACUCUCAGCCCCGGCUCCUUUGCUGCCUCCCGGACAGUGGCCCCUGUCAGCAGGAGGGUCCAGUAGGCUUCCGGGGGAUUUUUAUCGUUUCCUUCCUACACCUUCUCCUGUGCCAUCCUCCUCAUGCAGCGUUUUCUAGUGAUCUCAGCCGGUCGGAGAGAGCAACGCUGAGCAAAAGGGGUUUGUUCCCAGCAGCAAAAAGCAAAGCCUGUUCUCAUUCCAGUGAUGGACGUCUAUCGCACAGGCCAUUCCGGGUUCACUUCUGAGCCUCUGGGUUAUAUACCCUAAAUAAUUGUAACGACCUCCUCCUAAGUAGGUAGCACUAUUCAUUUAAUAGUAGCAUCACAAAUACAAUAUUUCGUUAUA